ACCGGGCGGGAGGGGCGGCGGCGGCACCCCGGUCCUCUGAGGUGACACCGAUGCCUGUCACCACGUCCCGGGGACACUGCAGGUGCCUCGAGAAGAACUGGGGGGGCCUGGAGCUCCCACACCAGGACGGGACACAAGCCACCGACCUGGAGCGGGGCACCCACGCGUGUGCACGGAUCCCAUGGGACUCGCAGCGCGCCCAGGGCUGGGACCUCGUGCAAGACCUGGGAGACCCCAGGUGCUCCCUGUCCUUCCUGAGUGAGGACAUCACCGAGGACAUCGCCGGUCCCCUGAGCAGCACCCGCAGGUCCCUGCAGGAGGAGCUGGACCUGGGGGGCGACUGCAGUCUGGGGGAUCCCCUGCCCCUCUCCGUCGCUUCCCGUGCCCCAUGGCCCCAUGCGGACCCUGGGGGCUCAGCGGUAUCCCCGCAGCCCCUCGCCUCCAGCACACUGCUUGCGACUGGGGAUGUGCUUUCAGAGGGACCCCAGAGACAGAUUGUGGGAGGAAGGAGAAGAGGUCCCCCCUGGGGUCUCCCUCGUCCCUCUCCCCAGCAGUCGUUUGGUCCCAGAGGGUCCCCGAGGCCCCCCCAGCCUCAGUGCUGCCGCAGAGUCUGGGGGGGACACGAGGCAUCCCCCCAGGCUCCCCUGCUCCGUGGUGGCUGUGGUCCCAGGGACGGUGACGUCCCGGGUGCCAGAGCUCGGCUCCAUGCCGGUGCCCCCCAGGGACCCUCCGUGGGCUGGGCAGGGCUGGGGGUCCCAGUCCUGGCUGUCCCCACCCCGGGAUCUGGGGUUCGGGACACCAGCAGCGCUGGGGACACCAGCGGCACCAGCGAGUGCUUCUUCAGCGCCCUGGAGACCCUGGAGCCCAGCGAGGCCGGGGGGUGCCAGGGGGCUCAGCACCCCCGCUCCCCCCAGCCCAGGGCAGUUGUGGGGCCGGAGCUCGGUGAAGCCCCCUCCCCGCCUGGAGCUGCUGCCCUGGCGCUGCCCCCCGACAGCCCCCCCAGCGCAGAGCGGGUGCAGAGGGGGGGUUUGCGGGGGGGCUCCAGGGCAGCCCCUUGCUCCGAGGAUGAAUUGGGGGUGAGUGGUGUUGGGGGGCUGCUCGUGCAGCUCAAGGGGUGCAGCCUCCGGGAGACCCCACCCCACACUGCAGAGCCUCCUUCCAGCCUGGCCAUCAUCGCCGCUGGUGAUGUCCCCCCCGAGGGGCCGGAGCCCCCCAGGUACCUCCAUGUCACCCCCAGGACCAAGAGGCGCCUCCAGGCCUCCGCAGCUCGGCUCGGUGUCUCCUCAUCCUCCUCCCUCUUCGAGGAGACACUGGAGAUGCCGCGGAGGCCCCCCAGGGUCAGAGCACCCUGGGGUGUCCCCAGGGACCCUCCCACUGCCGUGGGGCUCUGCAUUGCCUCGGGGGGCGAGGAGGUGGCUAGUGGGGAUGGAGAGGGGACAGGCUCUAUGGAUGACACCGAGAUCCUCCCUGGAGACCCCAACCAGCCCAGCUCCCCACGGGCGACCAGCAGCUCCCCUGGCUCCAGCCCCACCAUCCUGCUGGUCCCUGGGGACCAUGGCCACCCCCAGGACAUCCCAUCCGAUGGUCAGGGCUCCAGCCCCACCAUCCUGCUGGUCCCUGGGGACCAUGGCCACCCCCAGGACAUCCCAUCCAAUGCUCGGGGCUCCAGCCCCACCGUCCUGCUGGUCCCUGGGGACCAUGGCCACCCCCAGGACAUCCCAUCCGAUGGUCAGGGCUCCAGCCCCACUGUCCUGCUGGUCCCUGGGGACCAUGGCCACCCCCAGGACAUCCCAUCCGAUGGUCAGGGCUCCAGCCCCACCAUCCUGCUGGUCCCUGGGGACCAUGGCCACCCCCAGGACAUCCCAUCCAAUGCUCAGGGCUCCAGCCCCACCGUCCUGCUGGUCCCUGGGGACCAUGGCCACCCCCAGGACAUCCCAUCCGAUGCUCGGGGCUCCAGCCCCACCGUCCUGCUGGUCCCUGGGGACCAUGGCCACCCCCAGGACAUCCCAUCCAAUGCUCAGGGCUCCAGCCCCACCAUCCUGCUGGUCCCUGGGGACCAUGGCCACCCCCAGGACAUCCCAUCCGAUGCUCAGGGCUCCAGCCCCACCAUCCUGCUGGUCCCUGGGGACCAUGGCCACCCCCAGGACAUCCCAUCCAAUGCUCGGGGCUCCAGCCCCACCAUCCUGCUGGUCCAUGGGGACCGUGGCCAUCCCCAGGACAUCCCAUCCAACGCUCGGGGCUGCCCCCGUGGCACUGGCAGCCACAGUCCCAGGCUGCUGGAGGAUGUUUCCUGGUGGCAGGACCCCUCGCCCUUGGGGACACGCCUUGGCCACCUCCUGGCCCCACGGCCACCACGUAGCCCUGUGGUGGAGCCAGGUAGCCCGGCCACGCUGUCCUCGCCCAUGGGCCACGGCACCCACCGUGCUGGGGAGCAGCUGCAGGACGAGGAGCAGGGACCGGCACCCACGGAGCCGCACAGCCCUGGCACAGAAGCCACCGCCAGCCCGGAGGACACCACGGUGGAGGACAGCCGAGCGUGCCCGGCACGGCCACGGCCACUCUCAGACGAGGGUCUGCGCCGGCGGCUGCGGGCGCUGGGCGAUGACCCAGGACCCAUCACAGACCUGACCAGGCGGCUCUACCUGUGGCGACUGGAGAAGCUGGUGAGGAGACGCCAGAGGACAGCAGGAGGACACAGCCCUGAGCUGGUGGCUGCGCUGCGGAGCGGCCGCAUCCCCGACUGCGCCCAGGACGAGCUGGUGCUGGCCCAGCAGUUUGACCACCCUGACCGGAACCGGCACUGGCGGGAAGGGUUGGUCAAGUCCAGCUUCAACUACCUCCUCCUCGACCCCAGCUGUGUCUGCACCCGCAGGACCACCCAGAACCUGCCGCUCCGCUCCCACCGCCUGAGCUCAGCCGAGUGCUUCAGGACCUUCAUCAAAGCCAUCUUCUACGUGGGCAAGGGGACGCGUGCCCGGCCCUACUGCCACCUCGCUGAGGCUCUGAGCCAGCACCGUGCUGGAAAGCAGGAGGGCUGCCCCAAGGUGCGGCGCAUCCUGGAGAUCUGGGCGAGCGGGCAGGGCGUCAUCUCCGUGCACUGCUUCCAGAACACCAUCCCGGCGGAGGCUUACACGCGGGAGAGCUGCCUGGUGGAGGCUCUGGGGCUGUGGGCCAUCACCAACCAGCGGAAGGGCAACUGCUACGGCGCGGUGGCGAGCUGGCCGGCAGAGCAGCGCCGGCGCCUGGGCGUUCACAUGCUGCACAGGGUCAUGCGCAUCUUCCUGGCCGAGGGCGAGCGGCAGCUCCGUCCGUCUGACAUCCAGGGUGGGCGCUGAGCCCCCCGGGGUGCGAGCGGGCACCCCUGCCCUCUCCCCUCUGCCCUCUCCGAGGAGGUGGCUGCGCUCUGGUUACGGGUUUUAAGUCUUGAACGCUGGAGA
Molecule: messenger RNA, 3437 nt
Organism: Cuculus canorus (common cuckoo)
Lineage: Eukaryota; Metazoa; Chordata; Aves; Cuculiformes; Cuculidae
Gene: ANKLE1
Product: ankyrin repeat and LEM domain containing 1
Exons: 8
Coding region: 51-3335 (1094 amino acids)
Molecular function (GO): endonuclease activity
Source: RefSeq, a predicted model, not a curated record